Emys orbicularis (European pond turtle) is the source of this 1499-nucleotide messenger RNA. RefSeq names its product pleckstrin homology domain containing A8 (gene PLEKHA8). Gene Ontology annotation, molecular function: lipid transfer activity. Lineage: Eukaryota; Metazoa; Chordata; Testudines; Emydidae. Gene Ontology annotation, biological process: intermembrane lipid transfer; ER to Golgi ceramide transport. Bases 47 to 1483 code for a protein of 478 amino acids. The transcript has 13 exons. Gene Ontology annotation, cellular component: cytoplasm. The record is from RefSeq and is a predicted model, not a curated record.
CGACUCUCGGGAAGAUGCUUGGAAGGGUUGUAAAGGAAGCAUCCAAAUGGCCGUGUGUGAAAUUCAAGUUCACCAUGCAGAUAGUACUCGGAUGGAUCUGAUUAUUCCUGGAGAACAGUACUUCUACCUGAAAGCCAGAAGUGCAGCUGAGAGGCAAAAGUGGCUGAUUGCACUUGGAACUGCCAAGGCCUGCCUGACAGACAGUAGGACGCAGAGAGAAAAAGAGCUCACUGAAAACACCGAAGCCUUGAAAAUCAAAAUGUCAGAGCUUAGAUUGUACUGUGACCUCCUUGUUCAGCAAGUGGAUAAAACUAAGGAAGCUAGCAUUUGUGGUGUAUCAGAAUCAGAGAAUGGAAUUGAUAUGGGAGCUCUGUUGAAAUCAACAUGUAACACUUUCCUGAAGACUCUUGAAGAAUGUAUGCAGAUUGCAAAUGUGGCCUUCUCUUCUGAAUUAUUACAUCACACCCCAUUGGGAUCUCCCCACUUGGCUGUUCUCAAAUCAAACAAGGUAACCCCUCCCGUCUCCUCCAGUAGCACUACAACAGAAAGGCAGAUGGAAUUGAACAGUUGUGAAAAUGGCUCCAUAAAGGCAGAAACUAAUCAUUGUGAGCAAACAUUGUUUAACACUCUGAUACCCUCACAUCUGAAAUCUAAUGAGGGAGACUGUGACGUUUCAGCUGAAAACCAUGUUGAAAAGAAGUUGACAGGUGAUGAAGUUAAAGACGAUGGAGGAAGCAAGAUGCUGCCCAUAGAGGGCAACAGUGCUAACGAAUCGCUGCAGUUGGCAAUGGAUUCCAUAAGUGGACCAGCUCCAUCACAUUGGGGAGAAGGAAAAGAAGAGGAUUUCCCUACCUUCUUCAGUGUCAUGAACAAUAGGUUUAGUGACAUUGAACUCCAGGAGGGUGACGGCAUACCCACAGAGGAAUUUCUGCAAUCGUGUUACGCGAUAGUGCCAGUUUUGGACAAACUUGGACCAACAGUCUUUGCUCCUGUUAAAAUGGAUUUUGUAGGUAAUAUCAAGAAAAUAAAUCAGAAAUAUAUAACCAACAGAGAAGAGUUCAACACUCUCCAGAAGAUAGUGCUCCAUGAAGUGAGUGCUGAGGUAGCACACGUUAGAAACUCUGCAACAGAGGCCCUUUUGUGGCUAAAAAGAGGCUUAAAGUUUUUGAAGGGAUUUUUGACAGAAGUUAAGAAUGGAGAAAAGAAUAUUCAAACAGCUCUGAACAACGCUUAUGGCAAGACAUUACGGCAGCAUCAUGGCUGGGUUGUGCGAGGGGUUUUUGCGUUAGCUUUAAGGGCAGCACCAACAUAUGAAGACUUUGUGGCGGCACUGUCUGUGAAGAAGUGUGAUGAUCAGGAAGAAGCUUUUUAUGAUGCAAUGCAGAGAGACCUCAACAUUUACUUGCCAGCCAUGGAAAACCAGCUGAAUAUCUUGGACACUCUCUAUGAAGUACAUGGUUUGGAGUCGGAUGAGGUGGUAUAAUCACCGUGACACAGUA